Molecule: messenger RNA, 2439 nt
Organism: Paramisgurnus dabryanus
Lineage: Eukaryota; Metazoa; Chordata; Actinopteri; Cypriniformes; Cobitidae
Gene: stambpa
Product: STAM binding protein a
Biological process (GO): protein K63-linked deubiquitination
Cellular component (GO): endosome; cleavage furrow
Molecular function (GO): K63-linked deubiquitinase activity; protein binding; metal-dependent deubiquitinase activity
Source: RefSeq, a predicted model, not a curated record
GAGUGAAGUGGGCGGAGCAUUAAACGAUGCAGGAAGAGCGCUGAUAUCACAACCAAUGUGGAAAUAAACAAGCCUUUCUUUCAACCGUGCGUAAAUAUGAUACGUUUGUUGUUUUAGAUAAACACACCAAAUCGUCACUAAAAACAUAAAGGAGUGCCUGUAAGAAGGCAGGAUACAUCAUGACCGAGCACAAUGAUUGCAGUCUUUCCUCUGAUGAGAGGGUGCGUGCCCUCACCAAGCUCGGGAGCUCUGUGGACGUCAGCGAAGAUGUGCCGCCCCGACGAUACUUCCGUUCGGGAAUGGAGAUCAUCCGAAUGGCAAACAUCUAUGCCGAGGAGGGGAACGUAGAGCAUGCGUUUGUUCUUUACAAUAAGUACAUAACGUUAUUUAUUGAAAAACUUCCUAAACAUCGUGAAUAUAAAACAGCCAACAUUCCUGAGAAGAAAGAAACAAUGAGGAAAUUAAAGGAAAUCGCCUUUCCAAAAGCGGAGGAGCUGAAAAUGUUGCUUCUUAAGCAGUAUGAGAAGGAAUAUGCAGAACAACUUGUCCAAAAGAGAAUCGAGCAGGAGGCCCAGGCUCGAGACGUGAUCAAGCAGCAGGAGCUGGAGGCCCAGCGACAGAAACAGGCCGAGCUGCAGCAGCGUCAGCGCGAGCAGGAGCAGCUCAUCGCAUUCGAGGAGAUGAUCCGCAAGCAAGAACUUGAGAAGGAGCGGCGGAGGAUCGUUCAGGAGUUCGGCCCGCCAAAAUCACCAACUUUUCCCGUUGAUCUCCUGGUGACUGAUGUACGUGGACCUCCACAAGCUUCGUUCUCAACACCAGCGCCGGCUGCUGGAACUCAAAACCAUGUAUCUCCAACUUCUAGCCUUCCGGGGUUUCCAGCGUUCGAUCGCUCUUUGAAGCCGGCUGUAUCAGUCAGUGCAGGACAUAGUGUUUUGAUAAACGGCUUGCGGCAGCUCUCCGUUCCUGCCGAGCUGUGCCAGAAAUUUUUAAAGCUGGCAGAUGCCAACACAGCACGAGGGGUGGAGACCUGUGGGAUUCUCUGUGGCAAGCUGAUGAAAAACGCUUUUACAGUGACGCACGUGAUCGUUCCCAAACAGUGUGGCGGUCCAGACUACUGUGACACAGAGAAUGAAGAGGAACUUUUCCUGAUCCAGGAUCAGAAUGACCUCAUUACACUGGGCUGGAUCCAUACUCACCCCACCCAGACAGCCUUUUUGUCCAGUGUGGACAUGCACACACACUGCUCUUACCAAAUGAUGCUUCCCGAGUCCAUAGCCAUCGUGUGCUCACCUAAAUUUAAUGAGACGGGCUAUUUUAGUCUAACGGACUUUGGGAUGGAUGAGAUCUCUUCCUGCAAACAAAGAGGGUUCCACCCACAUCCAAAGGAGCCUCCGCUCUUCUCCGCUAGCCGACACACCAUUAUUACCGAUGGAAGUGUGACCGUGAUGGACUUGCGGUAAAGUCAACACUGCUGCUUCAGAAUACGUGCCUUUGCUCCAGACAUCACGGCAACACACAAACUUGCCAAGAAAAUCUCUCCAUGGGUGAAAUGAAGUGUUACGCUGAACAUCGCCGCAGGCUUCUUUUGUCACAUUUUAUCACCCUGUGCACAGAUUUCAUUUAUCUGGUUUAAUUGCCCCUGGUAUCGCAAAAAUACACACUUCACCUUUAAACAGUUUUAAGUAACCUUUGCAGUGUUUUGUCAUUCCUUAUUUAAUCCUUUUAAAAUGGUGAAGGUGAAAUGCAAUGGCUCAUGUGCAGGAUCACGUAAGCCAUUGACUUGCUAUUGGUCUGUGGUUAAACAUGCAGAUGUUUUUAGUUUUAGAAAUGCUUUAGCUGUUUGUGUUGUUAAGAUGCCAUUGCAGUUUUAGACAGAUUGGCUUCUGGAAAUGUCAAUGAAACUUCUGUCUCUUUAAAAACUCUCUCAUCCGUACAUUUUUGCCUGUCAUUAUAUCAAAAAUGUCAUUAUUAUACGAUGCUUUAGUUGCUAAGCACUUUUAUCUUUUAAUAUCACACUGUAAGUGUACCAGUAUGGGACUGUUCACAUGCACCAAUGUUUGUUGCUCUUUUGUUUGCCAAAGCUGCUCUUUUAUGUGAACAGCCAAGAAAGCAUUGCUGUUAUUAUUAUAUUUAUCAGACUGUUAACAGGAUAGCAGAUGAUUAUAAGCAACAGUUAUAAAAUCCUCUUUAGCUCUGUUUUCUUUCACCCACACUAUUUACUGUUGCUCUAUUUAUGAUGCAUCCAUAACACUGAGACAAACACCUCUGUAUCUGUGUUGUUUAUAAUUGACUGUAUAUAAAUAAUCACACUAUAAAUUUACUUUUGCUUCUUUCUUAACAUUUUGUCCAAUGCAAAUAGCUUCACUUGAGAUUUUAUCAAAUGCUUUGAAAAACAGCAUUCUUGCUAUUGCACGUAUGAGAAGUGGUCAAAUGAUUUCA